Molecule: messenger RNA, 420 nt
Organism: Cooperia oncophora
Lineage: Eukaryota; Metazoa; Nematoda; Chromadorea; Rhabditida; Trichostrongylidae
Source: the annotation of a GenBank genome assembly
AUGAAUUGCAGGCAUAUCGUCGUCUGUGGGCAUAUCACCUACGAUUCCGUUAGUCAUUUUCUGCAGGAUUUUCUUCACGAGGACAGGGAUGACGUCGACGUGGAGGUGGUGUUUCUGCACAGGGUCGUGCCAGAUUUGGAGCUAGAAGGGUUAUUCAAACGACACUUCACGAAAGUGGAAUUCUUCACCGGCACCGUUAUGGAUUCAUUAGAUUUGUCCCGGGUUAAGGUAUCAGAUGCCGACGCUUGUUUGGUGUUAGCGAACAAGUAUAGUACGAAUCCAGAUGCUGAAGAUGCAGCUAAUAUCAUGCGGGUGAUCUCCAUCAAAAACUACUCAAGUGAUAUACGAGUAAUUGUUCAGUUGAUGCAGUAUCACAACAAGGUGAGUAGUUGGCUCGGAGGUUAUCGAGGUUCCAGUUGA